AAAUGUAUAUUCAAAUGUAUCGGGUCACUCUUUGACCAAGGAUAGUUAGGGAUUAAUUAUAUCUAGGCCUCAACCCCCGGUCCUUGUGUUUGAGUAGCUAGUAAUAGUAUCAACAUAUUAAAUUUGACUCAUAUUGUGACUUAUUGACCCAUUCAUUCUCUCUCACUGUCGAAAAUGUCUUAGAGCAGGGGCAUUGAAAGUUGGAACGUGGACGGUGCCACACCGAGCAAGCAGUACAAGAAGCACGGUACCAUCGUAUCGUAUAAGCACCGGAGAAAUGGAAACCGAAAAACUAGAGAGUGAGCUGUUAGAAAUUAGCUAGCUAGGACAAUGGAGUUUUAGAUCAAAUUAAAGCUAGCUAGCUAGCUAUAUGGUUUCAGCCCUUGCCCAAGUCAUGGCCUCAGAUUCUUCUCAAUUAGACAACAUCAACAUGAGUCAACAGCAGUCAGAAGACCAACCAGCUGCCACUGCUACUGUAGGUGGAAAGAAAAGGCAUUAUAGAGGAGUGAGACAAAGGCCGUGGGGGAAAUGGGCAGCAGAAAUCAGAGACCCUAAGAAAGCAGCCCGAGUUUGGUUGGGUACAUUUGAGAGUGCUGAGGCAGCUGCCAUCGCCUACGAUGAAGCAGCCUUGAAAUUCAAAGGGACGAAAGCCAAGCUCAACUUUCCUGAGAGGGUUAUUCAUGCUCAUCGUCAAAAUCACAAUCACAAUCACAAUCACAAUCACAAUCACAAUCACAAUCAGAAUCACUACCACUAUCACAAUCAGACAAGUGAGACAACUGCUGCUGCUGCUGCUGCUGCUACUGCUACUAGGGCUACUGUUGAUGAUACUACUAGUAAUAAUACGUAUCCACAUCUUGUGCAGUAUGCACAACUUCUUUCUAGUAAUGAAGUCAACUUCUCCAAUUUCAUGACAAGCCUUUAUCCAGAGACUACUAUUAGCAACUACUCUUCUACGACAUUGGCGUCUCAACCUUCACCUUCAUCUUCUGCGGCAAAUCAGGCAACCCCCCGGUAUGAAGAAUGGGACUUUCAGAGCUUUUCCACCACCAUCAGUAAUACUAAUAGCUCCUCUACAAGGCCCCAGCCUGAUGCUGGUAUUUAAGCAUUAGCCCUAUUUCCUGUUUUUCUUCCGACUCCUUAAUUAUCCAAGGAUUGCCCUCAUGUAGCUUACAUCUCUACGUUUCUGGUUUCCGAAAAUGUUAUUGCAAUCCUCUGCUAAAAACGUUGCACUUAGCAGCAGUUUUCAAACAAAAGGUUAUAGCCUAAACCUCUUUCUAAAUACUCACUUUACCAAACACCACUUUUAGAGUUUUAGGGGGUGUUUCCGUGUUUGGUUCGAAUCAGGAAUGAUAUCUAGGUGUUGUGAGUUUGGAACUUGAUUCUUAAUACCAUGUGUAGAAUCUGCAAACCAAACACCCCCUUAAAGUUUUAGUCAAACUUUUAAAAGUGGUUCAAACCUCUACAAUCACCUUAAUACUCUAUCUAUCAAACAUGGCCAACAUGUGCAGUCAUAAGGUAGUGAACUAGUGAUACAUCUAUAUCUAUCUAUAUAUAUUAUUAAAUCUCCAAGCCAAUCCAUGACAACUCUCCACGUAUCACGAUGACUUGGCAAAGGAAUGCCAUGUCAUAUACUUACAUGAUUUUUAUUGUGUACUCACAAAAAAAAAUGUUGCUACCCAUCCUUGAACCUAUGACAUUUUUUUAUGUUAAUUACUAAGUUUUAUCCAUCACUCCAACAAUAUAACCCUAAAACAACAAAAAAGAAAAGGAGGAAAAUCGUAUAAAAAUUUAAUGCCUAAAUUUAUGUAUUUGAAUAAAUUUAAUGCGAGAGUCUUUAGGGAAUCAGGAGCGCAUACUAGAAUGAUUCUACAACAGGCUAAGUUAGGAAUGCAACAAUUGGAGAUUUUUUACAAGAAGCCCUACCAAAAUACGGAGGAAAACCUGGAUGGUGAACAAAUCCCACCAGGUUUUUGGCAGGUGCAAUUGGGGAUUUCAAAAAACGAUUUUGCUAACUUUGUUUUGCUGGUAGAUGGAUCGUGGGAAAAAACUACGACAUCUGCAGGUUACGGAUGAGCAUACAAAUUUGGCGAAGGGAAGGGAGGUUAUGGCUCUGCAAAAUCAGCUCUACAAGCAGAAGCACAAUGUCACGAGCCAUCUCUAAAAGUCCCUCACCAAGGCAACAAGGCAUCUGAAGGCAUCGCUAUGGUGCAUCGAUGGGCAGCGAGGCAGCAACAUGGGCCACAUGGGCACCCAUGGGCGCUGGCAGCAGGGAGGAGCACCCACCCCCUAUAGAGGAUUAUUUUGAAUUAGCCAUAAACUGCCAGUGAACACCCAUAUGACAGUAACAUAAUAAUGGGAUGUUUGGUGGGCCAAAUGAACUUGGAUUGGGCUCAAACUUGGGGGUCCCACAUAUUUUGGCCCAAUGAAGACAAUGGUUGGGCCAGAAUUGGGUUUCGAGGCCCGCUUGGGCCCGAUGGUGCAGCAAGGUCUUUGGAAUGCCUCCGAAAGGCUCUAGAAUGCUCUUGGGCAUUCUAGCUUGGAUUUCUCUAGAGCAUUCUAGCAUGGAUGGCUCUAGAACAUCCUUGUACAUACAUGUGAGUAUUUUCUAGAACCCUCCAUGUAUUUUCUGGUUCCUUAGGAGGGAGGAACAUUCUAGACAUGUGUAGAGAGCUCCUUAGAGAGAGCCUUGUAGAAUAUUCUAGAGUAGAAGUCUCUAGGCCACCAAGGCACUAUAAAUAGGCCUUGGCAUUCAUUUGUACAAAGCAUCAAACACUUGUAAUUCUCUCUCAAGAAAUACAAAGCAUUCUUUAAAAGCCAUACACUUUGUGCCUUAGCAUUUUCCACACAAAAGCUUUCGUAGCAUCACUUAGCAUCGAGCAAGCAUCGAAGUGCCUUGACUAGUUAGUCCGAUGGGUGUGAGACGCUAGUAGGCAGCGUGUAAGACUAAGGAAAAUAGUCAGCACGUGACACGUGAUAUCAGAGCAAGCGACGAUCGUUGGGUACGCGAUAUCGCUAACAGAGGUGUGGUUACUGGCCGAGGCUACGACGGACUGUAGCUAAGCAACAAGGUACGUUUUUACUUUGUCUCUCCAUUCUUAUUGUUGGAUAUAAGUAUGGAUAUCGAAAUGGAGGUUUAGACAAGUCAUUGGGAACCCCGCUUAGCAAGGAUGGAAAUUGCUAUUGCGAACAUGCGCGAUGAUGUAGCGCAACUCUCGGAUUCCGUGGGGGAAUUCGGAACUAAGGUUGACGACACUUCCCAAUAUCUAAAGAAAGAUAUUCUUGGGGUGUUAAACUGCGUAGCGGAAACCAUUCGCGAGGAAGUCGCGAAAAUGAUGGACGACUUGCUGAAGCAAAUCAAGGACAUCCGUACCGAAGUGGAGUCGGUGAAGGCGGAUGUAAUGUUGUGCAAGGCGGCAGUGGCGAGAGGUGUCACAAGAGAAGGACCGAGAAGCGAGGUUAAGAAGUCGUCCAAGCACAAAGGGAAACAGGUCGAGGAAGGUGACCAAUACGGCGAGGGGGUUCGCCAAAAGAGGGCUAACCACGUGGCUCAUGGCAAGGACCUAGCCCAGUCCAAUGGGGAUGGUCGCAACGGAGGUAAGUCUUUCAAGCCAAUGAAGUAUUUCAUUUGCGAAGGGUCGCACAUGGCUAAGGCUUGCCCACAUCGACAAAUAUUGAGUGUCAUCAAAGCCACAACGGGGGAGGAGUCAUUAGCCGAGGGACGGCAAUGGGCGAUUCACUUGGGCGAGGAGGCUCAGGUCGCAAAUGUUAGACUCCUCAAUGAUGGGGUCCAGGAUGGGCCGUACAAGGAGGCACCCUCGACAAUAAUGGGGGUCGUGGACAGAAGGCCUCGGGAGAAGGUCGUGCCACGGGAGUUGGCACCCACGACAAAUGAUGAGGGCGUGGACAGUAGUCCUAAAAAGAUGGUCGACGUCGUGUCACGGGAGAUGGCAUUGAUAUGUGUGUUUUAUAUAGUGUUUUACCCCCGUCCCUUAGUACUUUUAUGUGUCAAAUGAGCUCUUAGGAGCCAUUUUUAGUACUAAUAUGCGUUAUUGAGUGUGCCUUGAGUUUCAGGUUCGAUUAUGAGAAGUUGGUCUUUUUAGACCCGUUUCAUGGUGAUUUAGGCCACUACACGAGCCCGAGGAAGUUCGGGACCUUUAUCGUCGACUUUGGAGAGCCUUAAAUGCUUAUGGUUGAGCCCCGGGAGUUAGACUCGGUGAUAUGGGCGAAGAAUGUUGAUGAUUGCAAAUUGCCCUGUGAGCUGAGGGCGAAGCGCGAAGAUCGGGCGAAAGAAAAGGGAGCUGAAUCUUUCCAUGCGCGCCCGAUCGGGCGCACUUCACCCGGUCCGGAUCUGGCGGCCAUCUGGGAGCUACUGGGUGCCCUUCGCAAACCGCCCGAUCGGGCGGAAUUUGGCCCGAUCGGGCCGACUAUCGAGCACAUCGCCCGAUCGGGCGACGCCAACCUCCAGCAGAUUUUCGCGUGGUUUAAUUCCGUUUUUUAGUAUUAUUUUAGGCAAACUAUAUAUACUUAGCUCUUUUAUUUUUAGUGCCAUCUUUCGUUCUAGUUUUCAGUACUUAGUUUAUUUCUAGUUUUCUCUCUAAUUGUUCAAAUACUUAGUUUUUAAUUCCAAGUAAAAAUUCAAGCUUUAUUAUUUAUUUGUUCUUCAA
This is a messenger RNA of Spinacia oleracea (spinach), 4667 nucleotides long. Its product is annotated as ethylene-responsive transcription factor ERF113. Gene Ontology annotation, biological process: regulation of DNA-templated transcription; ethylene-activated signaling pathway. Bases 371 to 1105 code for a protein of 244 amino acids. The record is from RefSeq and is a predicted model, not a curated record. Gene Ontology annotation, molecular function: DNA-binding transcription factor activity; DNA binding. The transcript has 3 exons. Lineage: Eukaryota; Viridiplantae; Streptophyta; Magnoliopsida; Caryophyllales; Amaranthaceae.